AUUUAUACACAGAUCGUGUUAAGAUGUUGAGCUUUGCGGUUUUGUUUCUCACAUUUGUCUUAUUGUUAAUUUUUUAUUUAUAUAUAAAAGCAAAAGAACGACCCAACAAUUUUCCACCAGGUCCACCACGAUUGCCAAUAUGGGGAAGUUAUUGGUUUAUGUUAAAAGAAAACUACAAUUUUGCUCAUUUAGCUCUUGAAGCUUUGGGAAAGCGGUAUAAAACCGACAUUUUGGGUGUGUUUCUCGGAGAUUUUCCCACAGUUGUGACAUUUAGUCACGAAUUAUGUAAAGAACUUUUAACAAGAGAUGAGUUCACAGGGAGGAAUGACACUAUUGUUACGAGAACACGAAGUAUGGAAGAAAAAAGAGGUAUAUUUUUUGUUGAUGGUCCAUUUUGGAAAGGACAAAGAUGGUUUUCUUUACGUUACAUGAGAGAUUUUGGGUUUGGGAGACGUUCUGAAGUACUAGAAAACUCCAUUGCAGAUGAAAUUAAGUACUUGCUGAAUUUACUCGACAAGGAACCAGACGCAACAGAUAGGGAUAUUUGUAAGGGCAGAGGCCAUGUGUUGGUACCGGACAUUUUUUAUGGACCACUGCUGAAUAGCAUAUUUUCAAUUCUUGCGUCUACUCGUUUUGAUUAUUAUGAAUUAAGAGAAUGUGCAAGAGCUGGUUUAAGGUUCCAAAGGAGUGGAGAUGCAACAGGGGCAGCUUUAAGUAUGACACCUUGGUUAAGAUUUAUAGCUCCUGAUUUUUUCGGAUAUACUUCAGUCAUUAAAGAUAAUGGACACUUAUUGGAUUUCGUGCGGAAAAUUGUCGAUGAACACUUGGAAACAUUUUCCGAUGAUUACCACCGUGAUUUUAUUGAUGUUUUUAUUAGCGAGAGUACUAAAGAAGGUCAAUUUGACUACAAGCAGCUUUUGAUGAUCGUGUUGGAUUAUAUGUUUCCACCUCCCAUUGCUAUUGGACACACUUUAAGCUUCUAUUUUGCCUAUAUAAUUAACAAUCCACAUGUUCAAACUAAAAUCCAAGAAGAAAUUGACAGCAUUGUGGGAAGGCAACGCUUACCAAAUUUAGAUGACCGAAAAUUUAUGCCCUACCUGGAAGCAAGUAUUAGAGAAGCAGUUAGAAUAUUUCCUCUUAAUCCACUUAGCAUUCCAAGGAGAUGUGUACAAGAUACCUAUUUAGGUGGAUAUUUUAUACCAGAAAAUACCAUCAUGAUUCCUUGUAUUUGGACCGCACAUAAAGACGAACGUAUUUGGGAAAAUCCGGAAGAAUUUAAACCUGAAAGAUUUUUGGACGAAGAUGGCAAUUUGCUGAAGAAAGAUAAUACUAUAGGAUUUGGAGCAGGAAAGAGGUUAUGUGCAGGGGAAACAUUCGCUCGUCAUUAUAUGUUUCUCAUUGUGGCUAGUUUUCUUCAAAAUUAUACCAUACAAACUCCUACUGGAGAAGCUGUUAAAUUCGAUAUAAUACCUGGAAUUAACUUAUCGUUGAAGGAAAAUUGGAUCAAAGCAGUACCACGCUAACUCUUUUCAGACGAAAUAUGUAAAUACAUGAAUGUCUAUAAAUGAUAAUUCAAACUUAUUUAGAAAUAUCGUUUACUGUUAGAAUUUAACUUACAAAUUUGUGGAAUUAGUAGGUAGUAUUUGUUUAGGCAGCUAGUGGAAUAAGAGUUUGUAAACUUGUUAGUUCUAAGAAAAGAACCUACGUACGUGUAAGAUGAUAAGUAAUUAUUACUAAUAGUAAGGCCCCCUCAGAACACAACAUGUUUUAAUGCUUUUACUCUGGUUUUCAAAGCAACUUUUGAAAAGUUAAAAUUUUUAAAGAAUUUACUCGGUUUUUCGAAGUCACCCUUUUUUAAAAAAGUCAAAAUUUUAAGAAAUAUAUCCUGUUUUAUCAAACGUGAAUAUGGUUUCGGCCAAGAAAAGUUACCAUUUAAAAUCACUUAAAAUUCGUCUUUUUUCCCUGUUUUUCUGUUGGGCCGCUUCAGCACAAAAAUGAAUACGAUUUCGGCCAAAACAAUUCACCUUUUAAAAACACUUGAAUUUUAAAGCUUUUGAGAAUACUUUGCUUUUUUAAUCAUUUUGUCCUGUUUUUCAAGGUAACUUGUUAAUAAAGUUUAAUUUUUGAGAAAUUUACCGUUUUUCCAAACGUACCCUUUUAAAAAAGUCAACAUUUCAAGGAAAAUACCCCGCUUUUCCAAGCAAGAAUACGGUUUUGUCCAAAAUGAAGAUAAAAUUUAUUUAAAAGAAUUAUGUGAGUUGGAAAAUUUGGUGUAUACCAAAACGGUAUACACUCUAGAAAAUGACCAAGUCUUUAAAGUCAUUUAAAAAAUAUAGGAGCACAUAUACAUAUUUCAAGUAUAAAUUCCUUCAGUUAAUGAAACUAUGAAAAUGUAUGAAAAUGUGUAGCAUACAGCAUACCUUAGGUGAAUCACAGACGAUUAAUUAGUUUUAUUAUUUGAUCGAUAAGCCCACAUUUAAAACCGAAAACUGUCAAGUCAAAUUUAUCAGAUUUAACUAAUGUAUUCUAAAUAUCAUCAAAUUCAUAAUAAAUUUUAUCUUUAAAGAAAUAUAAAUUUCUAUAUCUGAAUGCUCUUCUUAUAUUUGGAGGUAUUCCAGCAAAUAAUUCUGAAAUAAGGCCAUGUUUCUUUGAUCUAAACAAACACUCAUCAAACUCAAUGUACAAGACUUUAUCAUAAAAUAUAUAUGUUUUUCCAGAAUAAGUUCUAAAUAUUGCAUCAAUUCUUUUUCCUUUUGGUAUUCCUAAAUUUUCAAUAGAUCGA
Molecule: messenger RNA, 2782 nt
Organism: Zophobas morio
Lineage: Eukaryota; Metazoa; Arthropoda; Insecta; Coleoptera; Tenebrionidae
Product: probable cytochrome P450 304a1
Exons: 8
Coding region: 24-1523 (499 amino acids)
Biological process (GO): xenobiotic metabolic process
Cellular component (GO): cytoplasm; intracellular membrane-bounded organelle
Molecular function (GO): iron ion binding; oxidoreductase activity, acting on paired donors, with incorporation or reduction of molecular oxygen, reduced flavin or flavoprotein as one donor, and incorporation of one atom of oxygen; heme binding
Source: RefSeq, a predicted model, not a curated record